UCCUCCUCUUCCCUCCCGGCUCCUCUUGUCUUCUCUCCUAUGCUUGUUUAGCCCUUCUUCCACUAUCUUCAUCCCACCGACCACUUCAUCAUGAGUACAGGCAAGCUCACCGGCGCCGCCGUCGCCGAACACAACUCCAAGGACUCUUGCUGGGUCAUUGUUCACGGCAAGGCCUACGAUGUGACCGACUUCCUCCCAGAGCACCCCGGUGGUCAAAAAAUCAUCCUCAAGUAUGCCGGCAAAGAUGCGACCGAGGAGUUCGACCCCAUUCACCCCCCAGACACCCUUGACAAAUACCUCGACCAAUCCAAGCACCUCGGUGAAGUCGACAUGACCACCGUCGAACAGGAGGAAAAGACUGCCGAUCCAGAGGAGGUGGAGCGCCAGGAGCGCAUCAGUCGCAUGCCUUCUCUGGCCGCCUGCUACAACCUGAUGGACUUUGAGACUGUUGCCCGGAGCGUCAUGAAGAAGACCGCCUGGGCCUACUACUCCAGCGGUGCAGACGAUGAGAUCACCAUGCGCGAAAACCACUCCGCCUUCCACAAGAUCUGGUUUCGUCCCCGAGUCCUCGUCGACGUCGAGAACGUCGACUUCUCCACCACCAUGCUCGGCACCAAAGUCUCCGUUCCUUUCUACGUGACCGCAACCGCCCUCGGAAAGCUAGGCAACCCCGAGGGUGAAGUCGUGCUCACCCGCGCUGCCCACACCCACGACGUCAUCCAGAUGAUCCCCACCCUGGCCUCCUGCUCUUUUGACGAGAUCGUCGAUGCCCGCAAGGGCGACCAGGUACAAUGGCUCCAACUCUACGUGAACAAAGACCGCAGCAUCACCAAGCGCAUCGUCGAGCACGCCGAAGCCCGCGGCUGCAAGGGUCUCUUCAUCACCGUCGACGCUCCCCAGCUCGGCCGUCGUGAAAAAGACAUGCGCUCCAAGUUCUCCGACGUCGGAUCCAGCGUCCAAGCCAACGGUGGCGUCUCCGUCGACCGCUCACAAGGCGCCGCCCGCGCCAUCUCCUCCUUCAUCGACCCGGGCCUCUCCUGGAAAGACAUCCCUUGGUUCCAAUCCAUCACCAAGAUGCCCAUCAUCCUCAAGGGCGUCCAAUGUGUCGAAGACGUCCUCCGCGCCGUCGAAGCCGGCGUCCAGGGCGUCGUCCUAUCCAACCACGGCGGUCGCCAGCUUGAAUUCUCCCGCUCCGCCAUCGAAGUCCUCGCCGAAGUCAUGCCCAUCCUCCGCGAACGCGGCUGGGAGAACAAGAUCGAGAUCUACAUCGACGGCGGCAUCCGUCGUGCCACAGACAUGCUCAAGGCCCUGUGCCUUGGCGCCAAGGGCGUCGGUAUCGGCCGUCCCUUCCUAUACGCCAUGUCUGCGUACGGCCAGCCCGGCGUCGAACGCGCCAUGCAACUCCUCAAGGAUGAGAUGGAAAUGAACAUGCGUCUGAUUGGCGCUACCAAGAUCGAGGACCUGAACCCGAGUCUGAUCGACGUGCGCGGUCUGACUGGUGGCCAUGGCGCCCCUGUUCCCUUCGAUACUCUAACCGUGGGCGCUUAUGAUCCUCUUCAAGCGCCUCGGUUCAGCGAGAAGGCGAAGCUAUGAUCCUAUUCCUACUACUACGAUUGCUAUGGCUAUAGAGUUGGUGCAAUUCUUUGCUUGUCUGACUCCUUUUUGUUUCACAUUGCUGGUCUGCUAUAUUGCUUGACCUGCUUGUAUAUACUAUACCCCGUUUUCUUUAGACUUGGAUUGCUAUAUCAUAAAACAUGAUUGUAUAUUUAUCAUGACCGUACUUGGGUC
Messenger RNA from Aspergillus sclerotioniger CBS 115572, 1788 nucleotides. RefSeq names its product L-lactate dehydrogenase (cytochrome). The record is from RefSeq and is a predicted model, not a curated record. Gene Ontology annotation, biological process: lactate metabolic process. Gene Ontology annotation, molecular function: L-lactate dehydrogenase (cytochrome) activity; heme binding. Bases 91 to 1593 code for a protein of 500 amino acids. The transcript is spliced from 3 exons. NCBI's taxonomy places the organism in Eukaryota, Fungi, Ascomycota, Eurotiomycetes, Eurotiales, Aspergillaceae.